GAUAAAGUUUCGGAUUGAGAGAGGAACUGAAUAAGAGAGAGAGAGUGUCCCAAUCCACAAUCUGAGGGCGUAAAAAUUGGGAGCUUUAUUGAAGCUUUGAGUGCGCGUGAGCUCGUGACCUCUUUUCUUUCGGUGGAGGCGGUGUUCGUGGCGGCUACGGUGGUUGUUCCGGCGAUGCGAGUCCGAUAUGGCAUUCCGAUCUAGGGUUUCGCGGCGGUCAAUGGAGUCGGUGAACAUGGUCGCCAUUUUCGACUUUGGCCGUGUUUCUCCGAUCUGACAUCUUCCAUCUCGGAUCUGAGCGUUUCAGAGAGUUCUAGUUGAAUAGUUGAAAGAAAGGAUUGAUUUUUAUGUUUAACUGAGAUGUCCUUCAAAAGCAUUAUUCGUGAGCUGAAGGAGAUGAAAGAUGGGAUUGGGAAUAUAUCUAGGCGACGGGGAGAAGGCAAGCAUUGGCGCAACAGAACCCGGUCGUAUAUUGCUCCUGAUGUGGCCCCAUCUGAACCUAUUCAGCAGGGGCAAUGGGCAAACUUACCGCCGGAGUUGCUUUUGGAUAUAAUUCGGAGGGUUGAAGAAAGUGAGAUGUCAUGGCCUGCGAGGACCACUGUUGUUUACUGUGCAUCAGUUUGCAAGUCAUGGAGGGAGAUCACUAAGGAGAUUGUGAAGACGCCAGAGGAAAGUGGGAGACUCACUUUUCCCAUUUCAUUGAAGCAGCCUGGACCGCGUGAUGCUCCAAUUCAGUGCUUUAUCAAAAGGAGCAGAGCAACUUCCAUAUUUCGUCUGUACUUUGGUCUGACCCCUUCUGCAGAUGAGAAUGAUAAGUUGUUAUUGGCGGCCAAAAAGAUCAGAAGAGCAACAAAAACAUACUUUGUGAUAUCUUUGGUUGCAGAUGAUUUUUCUCGAGCCAGCAACACAUAUGUUGGAAUACUGAGGUCUAAUUUUCUGGGCACCAAGUUUACCAUAUGUGACAGCCAACCUCCAAACGAUGCUGCAGUUCAAUUGAAUAGUCGGUCAAGUCGAAGAUUCCAUGCUAAGCAAGUGUCUCCAAGAUUACCUGCAUGUAACUAUGAUGCAGCUACCAUUUCCUAUGAGCUGAAUGUCCUCCGCACAAGAGGGCCUAGAAGAAUGCAUUGUGUCAUGCAUUCAAUUCCUGUCUCUUCAAUUCAAGAGGGGGGCACCGCCCCAACACCGACAUCGUUCCUCCAUUCCUUUAAUGAGAAGCAUUCUCCCUCACCAGCCUCAAAAGAAAAGGAGUCAAUCAUAGACUUCAGCUCCUCAAGCCUUGCAGAGCCUCCGAUAUCUGUCCCAGUUGCUAAACAACCAUUGAUACUUAAAAACAAGUCUCCAAGAUGGCAUGAGCAGCUACAGUGCUGGUGCCUAAAUUUCAAGGGUCGUGUUACAGUUGCUUCUGUUAAGAAUUUCCAGCUUGUGGCAGCUGUUGAUCCUUCUUACAACGUGUCAGCUGCAGAGCAAGAGAAAGUAAUUUUACAGUUUGGAAAGAUCGGAAAAGACAUCUUCACCAUGGAUUAUCGCUACCCACUUUCUGCCUUCCAAGCCUUUGCAAUCUGCUUAAGCAGCUUUGACACUAAACCAGCCUGUGAAUGACUUUCAUGUGGGUUGUAAAUUAUGAUAAUCUUUUGUUAAAGUUGCUUCCGUAAAAUCUGAAGUUUAUCUAUUCUCUGCAUGGAAGCUCCUCAUCAUGCACUGCCACACAUUGUAAUCGAAAGUUUAUCAGUGCAGUGACUAUUUUAUCUGCUAGCAAUUUGGAUCAAAUAUGCAUUUUGUAA
Molecule: messenger RNA, 1781 nt
Organism: Cornus florida
Lineage: Eukaryota; Viridiplantae; Streptophyta; Magnoliopsida; Cornales; Cornaceae
Product: tubby-like F-box protein 5
Exons: 5
Coding region: 361-1599 (412 amino acids)
Molecular function (GO): protein binding
Source: RefSeq, a predicted model, not a curated record